UAACUGAAGUCGAAUCUAAAGACAAAGUUAUAAUUUUCGAAGAAACUUUAAAUAUUAAUACUCGUUGUACGUAUUUAAACAAGUGGUUAUAUUAUUUUAUAAAAAUAUAUAGUGUUCCAGAGGAGUUUAUUAGGAAAAUUUUUGAAGCAGUUGAUGAUCUAAAGGACUUAUUAUCUAAAAAUGGUAAAUAUACCAAGUGUUAUUACGAAUCAUAUACGAAUAAUGAAGACAUUAUUGGAGAAAUAUUAAUGGGUGAGCGUCCAGAACAAUAUCAACCUUGUCUUAAGUACAUAUAUGACUGUGUCAAUACAUAUAAGAAGUUGAAUCCCAUAUAUUGUAAUAAUGCGUACCUGGAUUCAAAAUAUAGUAAACUUUGUUCUGGUAUACAAUCAUUUAUUGUGACUUAUAAAGGUUUGUCUGAAAUAGGUUCAUUAAAAAAAAAGCUUCCAGACUUAGAUUCUACCCUACAAGAAUUUAGAGCUGCACUACAACCUAGUGGAGAAACAGACACAUCUACUACUGAGCAAACUAUUUUUUUUAGUGGUCCACUAAAAUCUAAAAUAACAACAGGAGUCACAGCAGGGGUAGGAGCAUGUGCUUUUCUAGGAAUUUUGUAUAAGGUUAACACGAAUUAUUAUAUUUAUAGAAAUAUUACAUCUCUCAUUUUUUGCCUAU
This is a messenger RNA of Plasmodium cynomolgi strain B, 675 nucleotides long. RefSeq lists its product as hypothetical. The record is from RefSeq and is a predicted model, not a curated record. The annotation marks the transcript as partial. The transcript is spliced from 2 exons. Lineage: Eukaryota; Apicomplexa; Aconoidasida; Haemosporida; Plasmodiidae.